Molecule: messenger RNA, 6813 nt
Organism: Acanthochromis polyacanthus (spiny chromis)
Lineage: Eukaryota; Metazoa; Chordata; Actinopteri; Pomacentridae
Gene: sema6cb
Product: sema domain, transmembrane domain (TM), and cytoplasmic domain, (semaphorin) 6E
Exons: 23
Coding region: 836-4102 (1088 amino acids)
Biological process (GO): negative chemotaxis; neural crest cell migration; semaphorin-plexin signaling pathway
Molecular function (GO): chemorepellent activity; semaphorin receptor binding
Source: RefSeq, a predicted model, not a curated record
UGAGAUUUCAGUCUGACUGGCUUCAGUCCUGUCACAGCAGUGAGGGGCGCCUUUUCGCUGCGCUGGCCCUCUGGGAAUACUAACCGUUCGGCGAAACAACAAACAAAAACUAACAACUCUUUCUGCUACUUUACUGCUUCUUCUCUGCGACAGUAUCUCCUCAGAGAGACUACGGCGUUUUUUCACGGUGGAACUGCGAAGGAAACAAUAAGAUUCACAGACAGCUGCAGCUGAACUCUGUAUCAGCCUGGUACACUUACCUGCUUGGUGGAAUCAUUGCAGUCUGCAGACUGUUUGAAAAAGGCCUGGAGAAAGUUAAUGAGAAGAUUCGAUCAGCUGGCACCCCCCAGCUUCCUCAGCUCCAUCCCCGUAUCCCAGCCAUUGUCUUCUUCCAGUGUCAGCGUUGACUUCUUCACAUAGUUGGACAGCGGAAUUCGCGAUGUUGUGAUCACGCGAAAUCAACCAAUCUCCGCGGAUUUUGCGCGGCCUUGCAAUUUUGUCCAAUCACCGCAACUUUCCUGCAGUUUUGGCCCACCUCCCGUGAGUUCCACCAAUCAUAGCAGCUCCCAGCGCAAACGUAAUGCACGAAGUUUGUUGAAGACGGAACGUUCUUAGAAGGUGAACCUCAAAGGGGCUUUUAACCCCCAACAGCCCAUUUACCACUCCGGCUUCAAAACCCCUCCUCCUGCACACCCCUGCUGAGGUCAUUUCCUGGGAGAAAGAGGAGGAGCACGGAUUGGUGGAUUGUCAGACGUGACAAAAACAGUUUGUAAGGUGGGUUGGGUGAAUCUGCUGUGGGCCAUGUGUUUCUGGUGAGGUCUCAUCUUGUGCCAAAAUGAGGCUGAUGCCCAGCUCGCCUCGACCCAUCCUGCCAGCCUUCUUGGCUCUCACCUUAGUCGCCUUCUUACCUCAGCUGUCCUCAGGAGCCACACCGUUCCCCCAAGACCUGGAACCAAUCAGCAUUGUCGGCAGAGAAUCCUCCUACCUCUACCCCAGCUUCCAGGGAUUGAUGUCAGACAAUGACACUGUCCGCCUGGGCCUGGAUUUCCAGAGGAUGCUGAGGAUCAACCACAUGCUCUACAUCGCUGCCCGAGACCAUGUGUUUGCCAUCAAUCUUGCCACCUCAUCUGAGCAGAUAAUCCCACAGCAGAAACUGACUUGGAAGACGAAGGAUGUGGAGAAGUGCACUGUGAGAGGGAAAAACAGCGACGAAUGUUACAACUACAUCAAAGUGCUAGUGCCACGCAAUGACGAGACGCUGUUCGCCUGCGGCACCAAUGCUUUCAACCCCACCUGCCGUAACUAUAAGAUGUCGACACUGGAGCAGGAAGGGGAGGAGGUGGUGGGUCAGGCUCGAUGUCCGUUCGAAUCUCGUCAGUCCAAUGUCGGCCUUUUUGCAGGUGGUGAUUUCUACUCGGCCACAAUGACAGACUUCUUGGCAAGUGAUGCAGUUAUUUACAGAAGUCUGGGAGAAAGUAGCCCUGUGCUUCGUACAGUCAAGUACGACUCCAAAUGGCUGCGAGAGCCCCAUUUCCUCCACGCUAUUGAGUAUGGGAACUACGUGUACUUUUUCUUCAGCGAGAUUGCAGUGGAGUACACCACUCUUGGCAAGGUGGUUUUCUCCAGAGUCGCUCGUGUUUGUAAGAAUGACAACGGAGGUUCCCCGAGGGUGCUGGAACGUUACUGGACAUCAUUCCUCAAAGCCCGGCUGAACUGCUCUGUGCCUGGCGAUUCCUUCUUCUACUUUGAUGUUCUGCAGUCGCUGACCAACGUGCUGCAGAUCAACCACCGGCCAGCUGUGCUUGGAGUCUUCACCACCCAGGCAAACAGCAUCACUGGUUCAGCAGUCUGUGCUUUCUACAUGGAUGACAUAGAGAAGGCCUUCAGUGGCAAAUUCAAAGAACAGAGGAACAGCGAGUCGGCAUGGACACCUGUUCCAGAGGAGCAAGUCCCAAAACCAAGGCCAGGCUGCUGCGCCGGCGAGGGUUCAGCAGCUACAUACAAGUCGUCCACUACUUUCCCUGAUGACACCCUGACUUUCAUCAAGUCGUAUCCGCUAAUGGACGAGUCCGUCCCCUCGGUCAACGACAAACCCUAUUUCACCCGCACCACAAGCAGGUUUAAGUUGACCCAGAUCGCAGUGGAUACGUCAGCAGGGCCGUAUAAGAACUACACGGUGGUGUUUCUUGGCUCAGACAAUGGCCAUGUGUUGAAGAUCCUGGCCAGCACCGAGGGAGCCAAUGCAUCUUUCAACACCCAACUCCUGGAAGACAUCGACGUCUACAAUCCUAACAAAUGCAACGUGCGAGGGGAGGACAGGAGGGUGCUGGGUCUUGAGUUGGACCGGGAUCAUCAUGCGCUGUUCGUGGCGUUCUCAAGCUGUGUGAUCCGUGUGCCGCUCAGCCGCUGCUCUGAGUACAGCAACUGCAAGAAGAGCUGUUUGUCUUCACGGGACCCUUACUGCAUUUGGCUCAAGUCUAGCAGCUGUGCCACGGUUUCACCUGGUUUCAAAGGCGGGUUUGAACAGGACGUGGAGAACGGCUACCAUCAGCAUCCUGAUACCUGCCACGAUGUCUUGGCGACCACUCGCAAGCAAAACACGGCAAUAGAUUCAGCGUAUGGGAAGACCACACCCACAAGCGCCAGCACAACCUAUCAUGGGGCGGCAUUCCCAAAGGAGGCAGGUGACCCUGAAAGAGGUACAGGUCCUGAUCGCCCUCCCCCUGUUGGGGAACAAGGGUCACCUGACUCGGAGCCAAUCAGUGUGGAGAUGGAGGGUGUGAGGCGACCUCCAGAGCUGGAGAAGACCAAUCACAGUGUGCAUUACACUCUUCUGAUCGCUUGUGUUUUGGUGGCCUUUGUCCUUGGCGCCUUCCUCUCUGGCUUUCUGGUCUCAUGCUACUGCAACCACACAGGCCACAAGACCAAGAAGUUGUCGAAAGAUCCUGAAGCUCCUAUCCCACACGCACUGUCAUUACGCAGUCUGGCAAAGCUCAAUGGGCUUCUGGACAGCCAAAGUAAGGAUGACAAGCUGGAGGUAUCAUCUCCAAAGAUCUACAACUCUUUCUUUGCCACCAGCAAGGAGCAUCACCCACCAAGGAGAAAUGGCCAUCAUGGAAUGACAAUGGGAGACCUGGUCCACGCUCACCAUCACCAUCUCCACCAUUCCUCAGAGCUGUCUGGUCUCCCUACACCAGACUCAACCCCAGAACUGCCCAUUAAGAGCAUGAAAGCCUUCAAGAACCAAUGGGAAAAGAACCAGAACUGCAACAAUGCCAAGGAACCAAAGUCCCAUAACAUUGGCUCCAGGCCCAGUUCAGCCCUGCUUCACCAGCAGGUCUUCCCCUACUCCCAUGGUCUGUCUAAUGGGCAGCCAGUAGUUGGUCAUCUCCAUCCAGAUGAACGUAAAAUCCACAAUGUUGAACGUGUGUUGUCUCAGCAGCCUUACCCUGGUUACUCUCAAAAGGUGAUGGAGGUAACCUCACUCGAUGAGCUUCUGAAACACAUCCAUGAGGCGAGCAGCAGCAAGAACUCCCAGCUAAUGAGCCCAUCAGGUCUGAUGGCCAGUGGAGGUGGAGGCCAGCUAGCCUUUGCCAACCGCAUCCAACCUCAGAUUCCUGAGACAGAGUCAGCACCCUACUACAGCUCAUCUACUUUGCCACGAGACAGCCUGACACGCCGCAUGGAUGUUCCACCGGACAUUCCCUCACAUCACCAGUCUACCCUGGAGAGGAGGCACUCCUCCCAGAGGCACUCACUGAUUGCUGCAGCCACCAAAAUGCCCAAUGGAGGCGGACUUGGAGGAAGUGGAGGAAUGAUCCCUCGCCAGCACAGUUUCAGCCAACGAAAUGGUGGGCCUCACCAGCAGCCUCCCCUUUUGGCACGAAUGAACUCGACGGGCAGCGCCUGUGAGGUUCACUAUCCCCUCAUCCCCAACGGGUACCUGGCACGGCAGCACAGCUAUAACGGAGAGCAGCAGGAGGUUCCACACAGGGGUGCCAUUGUUCGCCGGGCCUCUUCUCUCAAACCUGAUGUCCCUCCCAAGCCCCUGUUCAUACCUGCCACAUCCCCAGUCAACGAGCAGGGAAAGUUCAACUACUGAGGGGCUAAACUCCUGGACUAGAGAGAGAGUCUCCCUCAGUGUGUCGUCUUUAAGGAACUUCCCUUGAAAAACUGCUGUGGGUUUGAGGUAGCAGACCUUCACCAGAAAACACAAUUAGGAGGGUGGCAGCCAUUGUCACUGUGGACAAAAGCCUCAACCAAACGUGUUUUUCCGCUUCUUUUUGUCCAACGAAUAUCUUUGUACCAUAUUGGUAUUGCUCAGCUACUUGCUUAUAAUAGAACCGCUUACUCGGGUGACGUGACGCCACCUCCUUAUAUUAGGCUGCCAAUGUCCUCAAUGUGGAUUUACAAUGCAACUCAGUUUUUGGACAUGUUGAUGUUGGAAAAACUUAACACAUCAGUCAUCAUGAAGAGGAGGCUCCUGCGAUGCUUAGAUUCAUGCUUUUUGCUUAACCUUUUCUGAUGUAGUGUUGGUAUCCACUCCCCACCCGCCCCACCCUCGAAUGUGUUUAUAUUAUGCAUGUGUGUGUAUAUAUAUGUGUGUUUAUAUCCACACCGUAUAUGUAUACAUAUACAUAUGCAGUAUGUGUAAUCUGUGGUGAAAAGUCAGCAAAUUCCCCUGAAAGUAGUUAUGUCUUUGCCUUACUAUACUCUUUCAUCUUUGGGCAUAUCAAACGAUCCCCCUAUCCCCUAAAAAAUAUAUUGGGGACACCAAAUCAUGCACUUCAUCAACACAGUUUGUCAGUUGGCUAAAGACGCUGAACCAAAUUUGUUCGUGUUGACAAGACAAAGGAAAUACUUCAACAAAGCAGCUAUACUCGCCUUUUCUCUCUUUCUCACUUUUUUUUUGUUUUCCUGUCUCAGCCGAUGUCAAGUCAAAAGUGACAAAUUCGGGUCCAUUUCAGUUCCUCAAGAAUGUUUCCAUAAGAUUGGUGCUCCACAAAUCUAGUGGGUCUAACAUCCUUUGAAAUGGAAAUAAACAAUAUUGUAUGCUCUGAAAUACUUCGGACCCAAAGAGGAGGAGACAAACAUGCCACGCCAUCUGGUGUUAAGAGAAUGAACAUAAAACAUAAAACAGACAGCAGUUAUUAUAAUUAUUAACUUUGUGGCUAUUGGUUGUAAAUAAAGGAAUAAUAACUAGCCAAAUUUUAACUGUAUGUGUAAAUGUGUGCCUUAUUUAAUAAUAGUGUGUGACAUGGGGGUAGGGGUAAAUGCAAGGGGCUCGGAUGGCAUCUAUGCUACAGUAUAUUGUAGGUGUUUAAUUUUCUAUGGUUGUCAGUAUGUGUCAUACAGUAUCUAUUGUAUAUUUGAAGAGUUUCAUUCCAAAAUGAGAUAUGUCACCUGUUCUGAUAAACUGGUAAAUGCGAGUAUGAUUGUAACACUCACUAAUGAAUCUAUAUAUUCACUAUAUGAUUUUUUUUUAACAAAAAAAAUCUACUUUUAUGUUUAAAAAUAAAACAUCAGAUAUAUAUUUUUUCCAAGAUCGAAACAGUGUUUUGGAAUGAAACCCUUCAUUCUUUUCUUUUCAUCCCAAAAGUGUGAGCCUGUUGGGCAAAGCAAGUACACAACCUGAGACUACAGACAUUCAGGUUCGACUGUCUCUGUAUUAUGUCACUUUCCACUGGGUGUCACUUUUCCUGUCGGUGCCAUUGUUUGCUUUCUUUCUUUUUCACUUGUAGCAUUUUCAGUUUCUUUUGUUUCCUAAAAGAGCAGUUCACAGUUCCUCUUGACCUACAGACCUGUAGCCAUUGUAGAAGUCACAUUAAAUUAUGGAUAAAUGUCAGACAUCAGGAAAUAUUUUUUUAGUUGUUCUCUGUUUUUGUUUUGUAUAAAAAUAAGAAAAUAGAUGCAGGGUGGCCGCAUAAAGCUGGACUUCUACAAUGGUUACUGCUGUAGAUUUUGACCUAGCGGUGUCACCAGGUGUCAGCUUCAAAACAUGAUGAAGAAACACAGAGAAGUGCAAUGAACUCUGAUCCGACAGGCUGAGAUUGUCUCUUGGAUCGAUACUUGGGAAGUAAUCGUGAUACCAGUUCACAGGUGGCCACGAUGCCGAAAAUCUACUGAGGAUUUCCCUCAGGGAUGCAAUGCCAGUCGGCUCUGCCUCGGAAACAUCACCCUCACAAAACUCUCCACUGUUGCACUUUUCAGGGGAGUCACUUUGGCUUCGGUUGGCUGGAACCGUGAUCAAUUCAGCGAAAGCAGCACUACGCUAUUUACUGUAUCUGAAAGUGGUGUUUAUUGAUUGAAAUUUCCCAGAGCUCAUUUGACCCAGUGUAAAGUUUACCAUUCAUAGUACAUCAACUCCAGUAAAUGAAGGAAAAUAUGACCGAGCACGUUUGUUGUAAGGGGGGGGGAGUUGAUUUGGAUAUUAACAGGCAGCAGAGCAUUAAAUAGCCUUUCCAACAGCAAAUACAAAACAUCCAACUUGAUUUAACGUUGGAGCGGAAAUGUUUCAUAAGAGGAAUUGUGGCAGCUACAGUGUUAGAGUGGAAGUGUUUCUCUCUCUCGCUUUGUUUUUGUUUUGUUUUUUAAUCUGCCGGUCACAGAUUGUAUGGAAGAGGGGACGGUCUCGUCUCGAAAAGCUCUAUCAGUAUUUGAUUUGGUGUAAAUACAUUCUAUCUGGGCGGGGUCUCAUUGAUUCAGUAUUAUGUUUUUCUCUGUUUGAUUUCCAGGCCUCUUGACUUACUAUGAAUUUGGUCUCACAGAAUACCAUUGUAUGUCUCUUAUACUAAGAAUAAAAUGGAAAUAUGA